GCGACAUCAAUAUCCUGCCGACGACGCAUGGGCCGGAUGAGCGACGUGUGGGGCAAGGGCAGCAAGUGGGUCGGCGGGCUCGAGGUCUCGCGCAACGACAGCCGCCUGUACCGGUCGUUCCAGCUGCCCAACAAGCUGCGCGUGCUGCUGGUCUCGGACGCGGCCACCGAGAAGGCGGCGGCGGCGCUGGCCGUGGGCGUCGGCCACCAGGCGGAUCCGCCCCACGUCGCUGGCCUCGCGCACUUUCUCGAGCACAUGCUCUUCCUCGGCACGGCCAAGUACCCGGACGAGACAAGCUACAAGACGUAUCUGAGCGCGCAUGGCGGCCGCUCGAACGCGUCGACGUCGGCGAUCGCGACCACGUUCUACUUUGACGUGGCGCCGCCGCACUUGCACGGCGCGCUCGAUCGGUUUGCGCAAUUCUUCAUUGCGCCGCUCUUCUCAGCGAGCGCCACGAGCCGCGAGAUGCACGCGGUCGACGCAGAGCACGCCAAGAACGUCCAGGACGACGCCCGCCGGCUCUACCAGCUCUCGAAAGAGCUCGCGAACCCCGCCCAUCCAUUCCACAAGUUUGGCACGGGCAACCUCGAGACGCUGUCGACGCGACCGACCGAUCUCGGCAUCGACGUCCGCGCCGAGCUGCUUGCGUUCCAUGCGCGCUACUACUCUGCGAACGCCAUGCACCUCGUCGUCUAUGGCCGAGACGACCUCGACACGCUCGAGCGCUGGGCCACCUCGCUCUUCGCACCGAUUCGAAACGACGUUGCUCGGCCGCAUGCGCCGCCAGCAAACGUGCAGCCGUACGAAGCAGCGCAGCAAGGUCGGCUCGUCUCGGUCGUCCCCGUGCGCGACCUGCGGACGCUCGAGCUCACAUUUCCGCUGCCGUCGCUGCAAGCGCACUUUCUCGACAAGCCGCAUCGUGUGCUCUCGCACCUGCUGGGGCACGAAGGCGUUGGGUCACUCUGCGCGGACCUCAAGGCCCGUGGGCUUGCGAACGGCGUCUCAACCGGUCUCACGCGGGACUAUGCCGACUGGUCGCAGUUUAGUAUCAAGAUCCAGCUCACGCCAACGGGACUGGACGCGAUCCCAGAGGUGGUCGAGACCAGUUUUCAAUACAUGGCACGUAUCGCCGCCGCCAGUGACGACGUAUUGCAGCGUAUCUUUGACGAAGCGCAGACGCUCAGCAUGCUCCAGCUGCGCUACCGCAACCAAGAAUCGCCGAUCUCGUACGUGUCGUACCUCACGCGCAACCUCACGCUGUUUCCGACCGAGCGGGCCGUCUCGGGGCCAUAUGUCCUUGAUCGGUUUGAUGCGACGGGAUUCCGGCGCGUUCUGCACCUGCUCACGCCGCACCGACUGCGCCUUCUGCUCGUGAGCAAGAGCUGCGUGCCAGAAGCAACCGAGCCGUGGCUGGGCGCUCGCUACAGCGACGCGCCAUUGGACCCCGAUUGGAUUGCGCAGUGGGAGUCGGCGACCUCGUCCAGCUUGCCAGACGCGCUGCAGCUGCCGCGGCCAAACCCGUUCUUGCCGUCGCAGCUGGGCUUGGUGCCCGAGACGACAGCGGUGCACCUCGUGCUCGAUGCCCCGACGAUCCGGCUGUGGCACAAGCAAGGCACGGGCUUUGCGCAGCCCAAAGCCAGCGCCCGCUUCAAGUGGUACACGCCGACAGCGUACGCAACGCCGCUCGCGGCCGUGCUCACCGAGCUCUACACGCUCUGGCUCGACGAUGUGCUGGCCACGUCCCUCUAUGACGCGCACGUCGCUGGCACCAAAGUCCACGUGUCCAACACGAUCGCGGGCGUGACGCUACACGUCGCAGGCUACAGCGAGAGCCUCCAAAGUGUCGUCGACGCGGUCUGGGCCCACCGGUUCACGCCCAUGAACCACGACAGUCUUCGCCGGCUCCGCGAAGCCCUGGAGCGCGACUUGGCCAACACACUCAUGGAAGAGCCGCACCGCUGGGCCGUGUACCAGCGGCAAUUAGCGCUCACGAGCACAAAGUGGUCGGUCGAGACCAAGCUGCGCGCACUGCAAGCCGUCCCGGACGACGACCUGCCGCGUCUCCUCGCUGCCCACGCUAUCGACCUCUUCACUGACCCGCGCGUCGAAGCGCUCGUGUACGGCAACCUUCUCGAGGACGACGUCCAGCGCCUUGUCGAGACAGUCCAUACACCGAGCGCAGCGAGUGGUGCGUUUGUGCAAGACGUGCUCGACACACGCAACUUUGCACUGACACGCGACGACGUGCUGCAGCUACCGUGUCUCAACGCCGCCAACGAGAACGGCGCGACACACGUAGCGUUCGAGUGCGGCCUCGACUCGACCGAAGCGCGCGCGACCUCGGCGCUUUUGGCGCAGGUGCUCAAGGUGCCGUGCUUUACGACACUGCGCACGACCGAGCAGCUCGGCUACAUCGUUUCGAGCAGCGCGGGCUGCAGUCAUGGAGUCGCGUACAUCUACGUGACGGUGCAGUCGAAAGCCAAGACGCCCGAUGAGGUGACGGCGCGGAUCGACGCCUUCAUGUCGGGGUUUCGCGAUCGGUUGGCGGCCAUGCCGGACGACGAGUGGGCCAAGCACAAGGCGGCGCUCAUCGGCAACCUCCUCGAGCAGCCCAAGACGUACGAGGAAGCGAGUGCGCGCGUCUGGGACGAGAUCGCGUCGCAGUCGUAUGCGUUUGACCGCCGGGCGGACGUUGCAGCCGCUGUCGACGCCCUCUCGAAAGCUCAAGUGCAAGACAUGUUGGACGACCGGCUUGUCAACACGGUGACGCGCAAGGCGCUCUGGACGCAGGUCUGGCCAAUUGUCAUGACGCAUGACGCGUCAGCGCCCUCGGCGCUCACCUCGAUCGAGGCGUUCCAAGCCGACCGUCAUUUGCACCCUGCACGCACCAAGGGCUCGGUCCUUACAGCCAAGCUCUAGGUCUUUCCGACGGGUUCCGUGGGAAAUCGAUAGUACAUUGAUAGCCCAAGACAAUAUACGUCACGGAUACAACACCA
Molecule: messenger RNA, 2996 nt
Organism: Saprolegnia diclina VS20
Lineage: Eukaryota; Oomycota; Saprolegniomycetes; Saprolegniales; Saprolegniaceae
Exons: 4
Coding region: 28-2919 (963 amino acids)
Biological process (GO): peptide catabolic process
Cellular component (GO): mitochondrion; cytosol
Molecular function (GO): metalloendopeptidase activity; metal ion binding
Source: RefSeq, a predicted model, not a curated record